This is a messenger RNA of Brassica napus (rape), 339 nucleotides long. RefSeq lists its product as uncharacterized. Bases 1 to 339 code for a protein of 112 amino acids. The record is from RefSeq and is a predicted model, not a curated record. NCBI's taxonomy places the organism in Eukaryota, Viridiplantae, Streptophyta, Magnoliopsida, Brassicales, Brassicaceae. The transcript has a single exon.
AUGGCAGAAAAUCCGAGUUCUAAAAUCCCGAGAGACAGGUUGCAGCGUUAUAUGAACUAUCGCUCACACAAGAUUGCUUGGGGUAAAACUGCUUAUAGAAUCUUGAUGAGAAGUGUAAAAAGUUUGAGUGCAAGUUCCUGGACAGGAGAUAGUUAUGAAGUGAGUGGUUUUGCGCUAGCCAUAAAUCUGUGGGCAAUGUCAUCAGUGAAUGUGCUUGGUAAAUCUUUGGGAAAGCCAUGCGAGACAUCCUCUUCUUCUGAUCCGUUGUGUCUACAUUGGGACUCAACAAGAACUCCGACAAUAGCUGAAGUGUUAGAGCUGGAGAAGAUAAACAUGUGA